UUACUUGAGUAUUCUUCCUGCCAAAAGGCCCGAGGCAUGAGAGGUGAGAGUUGAGCCAAUGUCCACCGCGAUGAAGAGGCUCUCAUUCUCAGCUUUCCAGCAGCCAGAGAAUCUGCAAAUUGGGGCACAACACGAGAACAUCCUGUUGUGUUGAGUGUCUCCACUCAAGUAAGCUGGACAUGAGGCUGUGUCUAGAAUGUGGGUGCUUGGUAACUGGAGGUCUAAGUUCUGUUGGGGCCUGCCACCAAGCAAGAGAGGUCACUUCUUAAGGUCCCAUUACCUCAGCCCCUUCCAUCAAUCAGACCCACCCAAAGCCCCCUUCCAGCUGUUGGCUGCUCUCCCUCUUUGCCCAUGUCAUCUCCAUCACCGCACACAAAUGCCCAUCACUGCCCUCCCCACCCCUCCUUGGGAAUGGAACCAGAGCCCAACUUUCAGGAGACACAGCUGAGUUAAGAUCUCUUUUUUUCCUAUCAGUUCUGUGUCCUGCAAAAGCCACUGUGCCUCUUAAGAUCUCCCCAGUUUCCCAACCUGCACAUUGGAGAUGGUGCUAAAAAUAGCUUCCUAGGGACAUUUUCAGGUUCAUAUGUCAUAAUGCCUAUAACACCUGUGGGCUGAUGUCACAUGUGUCUGAUACACAGACUUAGAGAUGGAAGAAUUACAAGAAGGAGUAAGAUGUAACUUGGAAUACCACCUAAAACUUCCCUGGGUUCCAGAUGUGUGAUCUUGGGAGGCACUGCUGCUCUGGGCCUCAUUUUCAGGGUAAGAGGAAAAGAAGUAUGAUGGUGAAGUCUGCACAGAGGAAGCAACAUGACUGUGGGAACCAAUCCAAACCAAAGCCUGGGUUAAGCACCUCCAUCCCUUUGAGGCUGUCCAGUUACAUCUUCCAGAGGCCAGUUACUAGAAUCACAUCCCAUCCCGGCAAUGAGGUCAGAUGCCAUCAAUGGGAGGAAACCUUGGAGCGGCCCCAACAAGUCUGCUGGCAGAAGAGACUGCAAGGACUGCAGGCCUGCAGCAGCGCAGGGGAACUGUUAAGCCCUCUGGAUCUUGCCAAAGCCUUGCACAACCUUACACCCAGUUGCACAGGUGCAUCCCUGCCAGGCGUGCUCACGGGUGGUCUGAACUCCAGUCCCAUGCCCACCCCUUCCGGGUCUUCAGAUUUUGCAGAGAUGAUUCCAGGAGCUGGUAUGGGCGUUCCACAGCUCCUCUGCAAACAAUUUUUGGUGACUGAGGAAGACAUCAGGAAACAGGAAGGGAAAGUGAAGAUGGCAAGAGAGAGACUGGCGAUGGCACUGAUUGCAGAUAGACUCGCUGGCGAGGCAGAGAAAGUGAGGGCCCAAGAUGGACGUCCUGACAAACACUAUGAAAAAAACAGAAGAUGGUGCAGAUGAUGUGGAGCACCACACUACAUUAAUGCCUCUCUAGUGUUCCUAAUGUUUUCUCGCUUUGAGCUCUUGAAACUUUAAAAUAUAACAAUACUUUCCUUUUACUCAAUUCUUUUGCAUGACAUAGAAGAUACAGACAGUGAUUUUUUUGAGGCAAGAGAUUGGGUUUCAGGUGAUGAGAGAAAGGAGAUCUUUCCUUUUCAUGUUCUCUCAUUUUCCUUUUGUAAGUAUGUUAUUUAUUUGUAUUUUAAGGUCAACAGAGAGUUAUCAAAGUCAUGGGAUUCUUUAGAGUUUUGCCCUCACAGUCACAGAGUAAAACCUACGUAGUCAGAA
Messenger RNA from Equus caballus (horse), 1715 nucleotides. RefSeq names its product methyl-CpG-binding domain protein 3-like 1. NCBI's taxonomy places the organism in Eukaryota, Metazoa, Chordata, Mammalia, Perissodactyla, Equidae. The record is from RefSeq and is a predicted model, not a curated record.